AAUGUGAUAUAAGGCGAACGAUGAUGCUUACGUCGGUAGCCACUUCCGUUGUCCUUAGAUCAUCGGGUUCGAGAGCCUUCGCCCGAGCUGUCACUGUACCGAGCGUUGCAGCUUGCUCCAGAGGACGUUUCUGUUCACCCUUUACCGGUCACUUCUCGGUUCGCGCCAUGGCCGACUCUGCAGCAUCUUCCUCUCCCUUCAAAAAAAUCCAGAUUCAGAGAGACGACACUACAUUUGAUGCAUAUGUGGUUGGCAAAGACGAUGCUCCUGGAAUAGUUGUACUUCAAGAAUGGUGGGGUGUGGAUUUUGAAGUGAAGAACCAUGCAGUGAAAAUUUCUCAACUUGGCCAGGGAUUUAAAGCACUUAUUCCAGAUCUGUAUCGAGGAAAGGUGUGUUUGGAUGUUGCUGAAGCACAACACACCAUGGAUGGUCUUGAUUGGCAAGGUGCUGUAAAGGAUAUCCGUGCUUCAGUAAAUUGGCUAAAGACAAAUGGUUCAAAGAAGGCUGGUGUUACUGGAUUUUGCAUGGGUGGGGCUCUCUCUAUUGCAAGUUCUGUUUUGGUCCCCAAGGUUGAUGCUGUUGUUGCAUUUUAUGGAGUUCCUUCAUCAGAGCUUGCAGACCCUGCCCAAGCUAAGGCUCCUGUUCAAGGCCAUUUUGGAGAGCUUGAUAAUUUCGUUGGUUUUUCAGAUGUGACGGCUGCUAAAUCUUUGGAGGAGAAACUGAAAGCUGCUGGUGUCCCGCAUGAGGUACACAUUUAUCCAGGCAAUGCGCAUGCUUUCAUGAAUAGGUCUCCAGAAGGUGUGCAGAGGAGGAAGAGCAUGGGAAUGGCAGAUGAAGAUGAAGCUGCAGCUCAGCUCGCUUGGUCCCGCUUCCAGUCAUGGAUGACAAAGUACUUGUAUGCUUAAAUGGUUUGCAAGUUCCAUAUUAUCAUCAAAUGCUAAACCAGCUAUCUAGAAUAAUUUAAUGUCUUGGUAAUGGCCUAAAAUAAGUUGCUUAGAAUUCUGAUGUUUCUGAAUGCAACUAUGAGAACUCUGCCCGAGUGUAAUAGGUGGUCUGUUUUGUUGGUGAAUAUAUGAACUGUUGUUACGAUUCUCAUCUCAUGUCUGCCCGUUAGUUUGAAUAUUUGGACAACUGGACGCAGAUGUAGUAUUGUUCACCACUUUAAUAUUCGGUACUGAAACAAUGAUUUGGGAUUG
This is a messenger RNA of Humulus lupulus (European hop), 1196 nucleotides long. RefSeq lists its product as uncharacterized. The transcript has 5 exons. Lineage: Eukaryota; Viridiplantae; Streptophyta; Magnoliopsida; Rosales; Cannabaceae. Bases 21 to 905 code for a protein of 294 amino acids. Gene Ontology annotation, molecular function: hydrolase activity. The record is from RefSeq and is a predicted model, not a curated record.